GAUAUAAGGAGUGUGAUAUUAUCAUCGAUGUAAAUUUUCUCAAAGUGUAACGCUAUAUGUGUGCAUUUUGCCAAGUGCUCAUUUGGCGCAAUGCACAUUUUGCGUCACACCCGGUGUGAGGUGGGAUUGAAAAAAAAAAAAAAAACUCAAUUAAUAUAAGGAUGUUGUUUUUAUAUGUGAACAGUUUCGUCGAGUUUUGGGCUAUAAGAUUCGUGUCCUUUUUGUGUGUUUGAAAUUAGCCAGAUACAUUGUGGUUCAUUUUUAUCAUUUUUCAUUGUGUCACAUUUCCCAUGUGAGGCGGAGCGGACGCAGUAGACGAACCUAUACCAGUCGUUGUCAUACAUGAUGCAUGUAAUAUACUUGAAAUUCUGCUGUGUAUAGUGAGACGUUCUAGAUAUUUUUGAGAACGCACUUGCUGUGCAUUCUCAAUUCCGUUCGUUCAGAAAUUACCGUGAAAAUUCGUAAAAUUCUCGAGAAAUUUCUUAUGAGAAUUUCCUCAUAAAAUAUCUGGAAUUUCGUUUUCGUUUCAAAGAAUGGAUUGUCGAGAACCUAGAGAAUUUCUCGGCGGUGCGUCCGUACUUGUGUCGUCUGUCAUCUCGUAGAUGUCCAUGUCAUUAUUGUAUUCGUGUCGGUUAUUGUGUUGUCUGAGCGUAGAUAAUCGCGACUGAGCCCGCGGGAAAAAUCUUACCGUGUUUUUCAUACAACUUUGAGCGAGGACUCAUUGCUCCGUAGCGCUUCGACAUCGGGUUAACGCAGUAUUGUAUGGCACAAAUGAAGUGCGUCAAUGUCAUACCUUUGUAAAACGACGGAGCGGCAACGCUCUGCGUCGACGCAACAAAUUGCAACGGAGAAGUGAGGCCGCGCUCUUAUUUAUUCACAUUAUUGGCAGGUAAUAUCUAUCCUCUUUAUAUACAACCAAAUAUACAUACAUCUAUUACAUAUCCGUACGUUUGCAAGUAUUUAUAUGUAUUGAUUUUGUAUUAGCAUAUUUUAUUGAUUUUAUCGUGUAAUUAAGCAAGCAGUUGUUUUACCACAUUCAUUUGUGUAUUCUGGGUCCUUUUUUGGAAUUAAAAGUGACUGUAUAUCUCAGCUUCGCGAAGCUACUCUCCCUCGAUCCACGCUAUCCUAAUGACUAAUUGACUGGCUACAAUAAAAUGCACUAAUAUUUUCAACUAAUGAAACAUGAUAAUAAAAUGUCCAAUUAUUUAUUUGAUCGAUUUUAUUAAUUCCAUCAUUUAUUUUUUUUAUUUAAUCUUUUACAAUAUUUUUUUCCAAUUGGUAAUUCUGCGCGGUCAAGAUUUUGCUGACAAAACACAUUCCCCGACUUACUUUGACGGGAACAAAAACCAAUUACAAUAAAGCAUAUGCUUUAUUUUAUCCGAUCAAUUAGCAAAUGUUAAUUAAAUCCCUACAAAAUAACAAUGCUUUCAUUACCCCGCCUCUCGCACAGGUACUAACGAAGCUAGACUCCCGAGCGAAGCGUUAACAUUCAACAAGAAAACAAAACAUGAAUAUAACCGCAUCGCUAAUUUCGAUAAAGUCCUACAAAUUUACGAAAGACAUACUAAUGAUAAUAUAAAUAAUGAUGUCGAGAAGAAAGAUCCAAAAUGCAAAGUCAGCCUUAACAAUAGGAUGUCUAAUCAACAAGUUAAUGUUGAGUCUUUGGAGAUGGCCGGUAACGCGAGUAGCCGGUCCAGUCUUCGUUCUAUCGCGUCGUUGGAAUGGGACGGCAGAUGCAAGUCCGAAUACGUCUUCCGCACUCGCUCUUUGCCCCGCCAAAAGGCAAAUAGCACUCAAAAUUUGUACAGGACAAGAUCGCAUAGCGGCUUUGUCAAUAGUUAUAUAAAAAAUCCCGAUCCCACGCAUUACCAUUUGCCCAGGUGCCGGAGCUGUGGUACUAUCAAUAAUUCUUACGUUUGGGAACUCACUAGGGAAAGUUUGGGUAAAAUUCGAAUGCCAAAUUCAAUGUAUUUCUCUGUAGAUAACAUUCAACAGAAGUGUAUCGAUGAAGGAUUGUUUGAGCCCAAUUUGAUCAAAGUUAAAGAGAAAGUGUUGCCUGUUUACAAAAUCGUGAAACAGGAAGCGGAGUUUGUGGAGAGUCAGGAAUUUAACGAAGACAAUUAUUUAGGUGAUCUAGGAAAUAGCUUUUCUUCCGAAAACCAAACAGUUAUUGAACAAGCGAACGCUAAAAAUGUUUGUGUAAGUCCUAAAAGUGAAAUCGUGCAAGUACAAGAAAGUGAGAUUCGACACAGAGAAGUUCCAGUAGUGAAUACUGAUGAUAUAAACAAUAAUACAAUAGAGUCUACAGAAGGAGAAUAUCAUAGCUUUACAGAUGAAAUGGAUUUUGAAGAUGCUACGUAUAAUAGUCCUGUUAAAGAACUUGUUGAGAAAGAUAUAAGGGAUUAUUCUGUACCGAUAAAAUAUUAUUGCGAUGACUAUAAAAAAUCUUGUAGCCCCCAAAAGUCUCCUCAAAAGUUUUGUGAGAAUACUUCUAAAGCUACAAUCCUUGAACCCAUUUUAGAGGAGUCUAAAACUUCUGAUGAUUUGAAUGUUGAUAAUAAAAGCAAGGAAAGCUCUUUUGAGCCAGACGUAACUGGAAAUGAAAUAUCAAAGGAAAUUGAUGAAGAUGAUAAAGCUGAUAUAAAUGAAGAAAAUAACGAUAUGAUUUCGUCAGUGACAUCAGAUGAAAAGGAAAAAUGCAAUCUUGAGAAGGAAAUACAUGAAUAUGAGCAAACUGUGACAAAAAAUUUUGAGUUCAUUAACAAACAGUAUAAUUCAUUAAUUGAAUCGAAAUCUACAGACAGCAUGGAUACCGACAGCCUAAUAGUUAAAGCAAGUCUUGUUGCAAAGCCUUUAGAAAUUAGUGAUAUUGUGAGAAUAAGUGUUGUGAGUAAUACAAGUUCAGCUGUUGAAGCUACCAGUUUCAAUUCUACAGUUGAAUUCGAGAUUUACGAACUAAUUUCGGAUAUUGUUAGUUCACUUCUAAACAAAAUUGAUUUUGAAAAUGAUUCUGUUCAUUUUUUCCAUAAUUUUGCUCAGGGACAUUUUAAGACGAACUGUGAAGUUGAUAACAAGAAUAAUAACAGUAUUGACCCAAAGUUGAAUGAUGUUUAUGAUAUUAAAAGUGAUUUAGUUUUAACACAAAAAUAUUUGGAAGAUAAAUUUAUAGCAAAAUCUGUAACUACGGAUGAAAUUGAAUGCAAUGAGGAGAUAUUAUCAUACGAUGCAGGUUUUGCUGACAAGGGUGAAGUAUCAGAAAAUUCAAAAUUAGGCGUAACGAUUGUGGUACCCAUUAUAAAUUAUGAAUUAAGCAUAUCUUCUGAAGAAAAAAUUACUGAAGACAGCAACAAGAAUGAAAAUAUCUCUGAGGCCUUGAAUAUUAGUAAUCAAGAUUUUUUUUCAAUAAAACAGAUCAUUGAAGAAUUGGAAACGAAUGUAAAUUUGAAUGAAACUGUUUUAACUGAAGUGAGUGAAAGCGAAAAUCAGACUAACAAAAUAAUACAACCAAUAUUGUAUCACGUUUUUGAUAGAGCUUAUGGCAUGUGUUCAGAUAGAUUUAAGAAAUCAACAGCAAAGAAAACAAAACGAGUAGUCACUGUAGUAGACAGCGAAGAUAUUUUAGCUACUGCCCAAAGUCUGUGGUCCAAUUUAGAAGUAAAAUCAGAAAUAAAAAGUAUUGUGGAACUUAAUUGCGAUUUAAAAGAUUUAAAUAAUGCACAUGAACAAACAAAUUUUGAAGAGAAUUUUAUGAUUACGGAAACUUGUUUCGAUGAUAAUACGCCUGACAAUUGUGAAACUUAUGAACUGAAACAUAAAGCUGAGAAUACUUUCGAUGAGUCAACUAAAAUAUGUGAUCCGCUAUCACACGAUACCGUUGAUAUGAAAAAUGAAUCUCAAUUCGAAGAACCAGGCGUCGAAGACAUUGUGAAUAUAUGCGAAGAAAUGUCCUUUAACGAGAACUAUGCAUACGAAACACAAAUUUCAAAUGAUAAUGUCGAUCUCAAUGAUUCAAGUCACAACAAAACUAUAUAUGAUUUCAGUGAAACAACGUACGAUAUAGCUGAAAAUUUUGAAGAAAACACCGAACAGAAGACAGAGGAUGAGAUAAUAUUGAAUGAAACCUUCAUUCUAGAUGAUAAAGACGAACACAUGAACACAGCUUUUGUUGAUAGUGUAGACAGUAAUCAAAAUUCGAAGAUAGUUUUCGAUUGCAAUGAAUCACCAAUCAAAAAAUCUGUAGCCAAUUUUGUUGGUGAAGAAUUAAGCGUUUUGUAUGAAAAGGAUGAUACAUUGAUGGGUUCCCCGUUUGUGAAAAAAGCGGCAGUUAUAACAAUGGAACAGAUAGAAAGUACAGGCGGCGUGAAAUAUUGGUUAUCCUUCGAUGAAAAUGUCGAACAAGAUGUAAAACCUGUUGCCAGAACUGCUAAAAGAAUGGAUGAUACAUUACCCAGUUUCGUUUGCUUUGAUUUCGACGAAAGUAAAUUAGAUACAGAGGCUAAAGAAGCAUAUUUUGAAGAGAAAAGACGAUCGGGCGUUUUGGACAAUAUCAGCUUUGGAAUGAAUACUUCAAGUGUGUCUUUAGAAUAUAAAACGUGUGAAUCGGAAAUUUUCGAUUCUAAAAAUGAGUUGGACGAACCACAAAAGAAAUUGUUAUAUGAUAAUAGACUCGACAAGUCCAAGACUCGACUGUACUCGAGUUGGCCUCCGUUUGAAGAUACACUGUUUUAUAGGAUAAUAUCGCAAUUCAGAAUGUCUGAGAGUUUUGAUCCUAACGAUUUUAAUGGUCUUACAAUGAAUGAUUACCCUUUCAAAGAAGACCUGAAAGCGUGUGGCGAUGGAGAUAAUUUAUAAGCGACAUAUCAAUUAAUAGGUGAAUAACAGAUUUUCGAACCAAAACGAACUUUAACUUGAACUUUAAAGUCAUGUCAUUUUACUUUUUUGUUUACUUUCUAAAUGUUUUUUCUAUACAAACUUCUUUGUUCGUACAAAACAAAAUCUAACAAUCGUAGGUCCAAUAAUUUCAAUACAGUUAGGCAAUAAUGAUCCGUAAUUUUAAUAAACAAAUGAGAUUUUUAUCGAAAUUGCUUUGCGGUAAAAAAAAUAUCAUUGCAUGAUGUUUUAAAAUAUCAGCAUGUUUAUUUUGAAGCUCAAUUCGGUAAUUCUUAUCUGUUAGCGUUUUAAUAGUAAAAAUUAAAUUAUUCCUAAGAUUAUUCGUGUUAUAGUAACUGUUUAUUGGACUUCGAAAUAAACGUGUUUUUUUUAUAUAUUUGUAAUGGUGUGAAGCUUGGAUUUGUGUCUGUCUGUAUUGUGAGUGUUAUAUACGCCAUAAUAUAUAGCAUAUAUAUAUGGCGAUGAUGCCCUAUUUCGACUUCCAUAUACUCGUAUAUGUGCAGGCGACUAGAUUGGCAUUGUGUGAAUGUAUAAACAUAAAUGCAUGCAUUUCAAUAUUGUGUCGUGUGAUUUUAUAUGCUAUAUAUUAAUGAAUAGAGAUUUGUCUUUGUAUUCCGUCAAAUCCUUAUUAAAUUUUAGGAAUUUUUCAUUAUUUUUUGCAAAUGUAAUAAAUCUUGUGCAAAUAUGUUUUGUUUUAUUGUUUAAGAGAACUAUACAAUUGAUAAAAAUAUAUAGAACAUCAGAGGACGAAGUGCGAGUUUGCAUUUUCACUUCUCACCAUCGAAUCGAUUCGAAGUGUGACGCAGCGAACCAAUGACAUUGCAGUGUGGUUGUCGUUGCGUCACAAUGGUGCAAUGUGAUUGGUUAGCUGUGUCUCAUUUCGAAUCGAUUCGAUGGUGAGAAGCGAAAUGCUAUGCACUUCGCCCGCUGAGCUUUGAUACGAAUAAGGAGUAUUAGUGUGAUAAACGCCCAAUUAAAAUGUAAACAGCGUAUUUUGACAUUGAGUUCCAAAUCGUGUUAAAUGACAUUGGCUUGUGUCCAUGGCUUGCGUGAAUGCUGCCAUCUACGCUGAGCAUUGCGUAAUAUUUAUUUUAUUAUUUUCUAUCACAAUAACUUAGGUAAAAAUACUCAUUUAUGUUUUUAAAUUACGAUUCAUGAAAAAAGAAAAAAAAUCUUUUGGUUAAAUUAAAAAAUAUAUUGUUUAAAAUAUUUAUCCUGGCUGUGGGCUAAUGUAACAUACCUAAUUUUGUAAAAAAAAAAAAACGCUACAAAUUACACAUGCCUUGUUAUAUUAGUUAACUAUUGAGUUAUAUGUUUUGGGUUUCUUUUUGCUUUGCACUGGCAUGUUAGCUUUCGGCUGGUUCCGAGAGAGGAGUUCCGUUCUACUAACGACUAAUGGUGAGUUCACGGCACGGGUUUAUAGCAGAUUUAUAUACUGCCGUCAUACGAAAAAUAAAAUAUGUAGUUUAUUUUCAAUUUUUAAAAUAUGCUUCUUGUUACCGUAUGGCGGCAGAAUACGCGAUGCAGACUGAAGAUUUUUUUCUUUAUAUCAAUUUUUUUUUCUAUUUACCUACUUGUGAUGAUUAAUACUGUUUCUAAUUAGAAUAGAAACAGUAAAAUUGAAAGACAUUUUAAUAAUUGAUUUAAAAAAAAUCACAACUUAAUAAUCUAACUAUAGAUGAAUUUAAUGACAUACGAAGUUAUUGGAGAGUUUGAAUAUUAACAUUUACCAACCAAUUACCAAAUAUCUACAUUAAUUAAUUAACUUGUAUGCCAAAAAAAUAAUAGAAAUACAAAGAUCUAAGAGCCGUCUCCAUGAUAGAAAUUUGAAAAUUAUGUUCAGUCUGUAUCUAUCCUUGUCCGUUGUGUCUGUUAAUUUUGUGCACAUAGCUUGUAUAGUUUUAUUAUAAAAUGCAUGCCUUAUUAGUGAUUAAUUUCAUCACUGGUGGUAGAAAUUAUAUAUGUAUUUGUAUACUAACGUUAAUUUGGUAGUAUAGCAGCGGUAGAUUGUAAGGUACCAUUAUAUAUUUAAUUAAAAUAACAACACGUUCAGCUUUCUUUUUAAAAUAAACUGUUUUUUUUCUUGUUUGUUUUAUAAGUAAAAUAUAUUGUUUUAUGUGUACAAUUGAAAUACUAAAUAAUAAAAAAAAAUUCUUAAAGUUCGACCAAUUUAAGAAGUCACAUUUGACAUCUGUCAGCUAGAAUUGUCAAAAAAUGUCUUCUUUUGUUAGUAUUAUUAAUUUCAAAGAUUUUGGAGAAACUCCUUAUCUUUGAUUUUUUUUGUAGUCUGAUUUUGUAACAAUAAAUAUUGUACGCCCUCCGUUACAAGGUUUUUACAAGUUUUUAGGACAUUAUGAAUUUGGACGAAGUGUCAAAUGUGACCUGUUAAAUUGAUCCUACUUUAGUAGCGUACAUUUUUUAAAAUUUAUCUAUUUGCAAUAUUAAUUAGUAAAAUUAAUAAUUUCAACAAUUUCCUAUGUGUAAUCAAGAUCUGUAUCUGUAUAUAUGUAUAAAAAAUAUUGUAGACUAAUUUCUCGUAAUGAUUUAAUGAAAUAGAAUAGGUACCUUAUACCAAUGUAAAUUAAUCUUGGAAAUGAAAAAUAAUUAAUGAAAAUGG
Messenger RNA from Plodia interpunctella (Indianmeal moth), 7507 nucleotides. RefSeq lists its product as uncharacterized. The coding region runs from base 1633 to 4851 and encodes 1072 amino acids. The record is from RefSeq and is a predicted model, not a curated record. The transcript has a single exon. NCBI's taxonomy places the organism in Eukaryota, Metazoa, Arthropoda, Insecta, Lepidoptera, Pyralidae.